Centruroides sculpturatus (bark scorpion) is the source of this 2555-nucleotide messenger RNA. RefSeq names its product alpha-tocopherol transfer protein-like. The record is from RefSeq and is a predicted model, not a curated record. Gene Ontology annotation, molecular function: phosphatidylinositol bisphosphate binding. Bases 668 to 1660 code for a protein of 330 amino acids. Gene Ontology annotation, cellular component: membrane. Lineage: Eukaryota; Metazoa; Arthropoda; Arachnida; Scorpiones; Buthidae. The transcript is spliced from 7 exons.
UUCCAAAUUGGCUGUCGUUUAGAGGCUAUUUUGUAUGCAAUAUUGUUAAACAGUAAACAAGUAACUGAAAGAAUAGCCAAUUCUUAGAAGUGACUGAUAUUCGAGGUUGAAAUGUUAUAAGAUAAUGUUUAAAAUAAAACUUAAUUAUUUAAUUUUUUUGUACAAUAAAGCAUGUAAUUAAUUAAUUUUUUGAACUAGUUAAUGACUUAAACACUAAUAAAUCGUACGUCUUUGAUCUUUAUCUCUGACUCCUUUUUAUCACUUCCGUGAUUCUCAAUCUUUUUGAAGUUGAAAACUGAACAUUGACAUUUUUUUUUCUGCGGAACACUCAAAAUACAUCAGAUUUAAAGAAGGGGUGGCAAGCCUUUUUUGAAAUCAAGAGCGCACUCGGUGUAGUAUAUGAUGUCAUUUGCAUUUGCUGAUUACAUUCCCAUACAAAAAUUAUUUUUCAUUGUAUUGUUUUUUUUUUCUUUUGCAACAAUUUCUAAUUGUAUAUUUGAUUUUUUGGCGGAACACUUAAAGUGGCUUCACGGAGCACCCUUGUCCCGCGGACUACGGAUUGAGAACCAAAGAUUAACCUACAAGGCGUGACAGACGUAAAGAUAACUUCUAGUUUCCGUUUCGCGUAAUAGAAGACUUUGUAAAGACAAAGCAAUAUACGACUGAAAUGGAGAUAAAAAAUUCAAUAUUUGAGGAAGAAAAGGAAGAAUUUCAUUGGGAUAAAAAUUCUCUGAAAAUCUUUAAAAAAAUUAUAAAAGAUCAAGGAAUAAAAUGUUGCAUGGACGACAUGUUUCUUCUCGGAGUUCUUCGCGCCAGAAAAUAUGAAUUGGGAAGAUCUUUGCAAUUGCUUAAGAAUUAUUACGAAGUUCGAAUACAAUAUCCUCAAUAUUUUAAAGAUCUUCUUCCUUCUAAAAUGGAGCACAUACUGUCCUUGAAUAUAAUGCAAUUUUUGCCAAAACCCGAUCAGAAAGGAAGAUACAUUUACAUCUUUCAAUACUGUAACUGGGAUAUUUCUGUUGCAAAUGUAACUGAUAUGUUUCGUACUGUAAUGCUUUUCUUUGAUCUACAACUAAAUUUGCACCGAACUCAAGAGAAACGUGUCGUUUGUAUAGUGAAUGCUGAAGGAAUUUCAUUAUCACAUUUUCUUCAGUUUUCGCCAAGUUUUUUGAAUUCAGUAACAAAAGUUCUAUUGAAAGAUUCAUAUCCGGUUCGAUUUAAAGAAAUUCACUACGUGAACUUGAACAUUAUAAUUAAAGCAAUUUUAAGCAUUUUUAUUCCACUUUUACCGAGCAAACUGAAAGAGAGAUUGUAUCUUCAUUCCGAUAUGAAAGCUUUAUACGAAUUUAUCAGUCCUGAUUGUCUGCCCGUUGAAUUUGGAGGAAAUUUGCCAAGUGUCGAUUCGACCGAAGCUAAUAAUAUGAUCAAAGCUAAUGAAGAAUUCUAUCGAAAAAAUGAAGAAUAUAUGCAGCUAUAUAAAGAAGAAAGAAAUAAAAAUUUCAUCCAAGGAAAAUUUCGCUAUAUUAACGAAGACCUAGAAGACGAAGAAUUGAAGAAAUUUAUAGAAAAAUCCGAAGAAAAAUUUAAAGCUUAUUCUCAUAAUCCAGAAAAAUUUUUGUCUUCUUUAAGAGAAGAUUCAGAACUCGAAAUUACUCAUUUUUAAAUCUUAUAAUAUUAUUCUAUUAUUUCAUAUAAUAAGAUUUAUGUAAUCGAAUUCCAAUAUCCACUUAAGAAACUUAUAGAGUUUAUAACUUACUCCUAUUAUAAACAGAAACAGACAUUAUAAAUUGACUCAUAAAGGUUUAAAUCUUUAUUACUUACACUAAUUCUAUAUUACUGCUAAUUUAUCAGCUUUUUCAAGCACUUGUUACUUCUAUAAUUAUACACAAAGUCUUUUUCUAAAACCUUACUUCAUUUAUUUUCCUUAAACUUGUUUCUUUCGUCACUUUAAAGGAUUCCCUGAAAUCUAUUCUUCCUCCAUCUAGUAUAUCCAUCAACUAUGAAUGGAUAUCCACAUGUUCAUUGAUUGCUCUGUCUCUCCCUAAAGACAGUACAACUGAAUGUUAAUUCCUCCUUAAGGACUAUGAACCAGGAAAGUACCAAGAUCGCUGGUUUUUCUGCCAAUUGAAGAUUUUCAUGAUUUUUCCAUAAUCUAUUUUAACACGUAUGAGCCAUGUUAUGUAUUUUAGCUUUUUUAUCUUUCCUCAGAAACAUUCUAGACCAGUUCCCCACGGAAGGAAUUGUAGAAAAUUAUAUGCUAACGUCUUGCAGAGUUUCCUCACUUCAUUUAUAUUGUACUGCUGCUAAGGAAUGAUCACGAACCUUGACCUGGAGUCAUUAAACAGGGUUGCCAUUCUCUCUACCUUACUUGAUAUUAUACUUCAUCUUUAACACAACUCAUUUCCCUACUUAAUUCUUAAAAUUCUAAACAUUUCAUUGAAAUGCCCUUCAUUUUAUUAUACGUGAACUACACGAGAACUUCAUCUAAAAUUACUUAGUAACUGAAUGGGUGUUUGGAGAAGGAUUUCUUGUUUAAGAAUAUAUAUAAUAAAUGCAUU